AUGGCAGACGACAAGCCAGAUCUGGAAGACCUACAACGGAAGCGAUCAAAUGCGCAGCAGAGCCUAACAACGCAUACUAACCACCUUAAUGUCAACGCUGGUCGUCUAGGUACAGGAAAAUUGUUGGAACGCGACUAUGAUAUAUUCGUCGAGGCCUGCAAUAAAUAUAUCGAAGAACUGGGACAGAUAGACUCAACGGACGACAACUGUGAGUUUAGUGACACUCUGACAAAGAGGGACACCAUUGUGCAAAGGCUGAGGUACUCAGGAGGAAAAGUGCACUACAGUGGAGUCAGCAAGAGGCCAGAAGGAAGGGACUGGAUCAAGAACUCCACAAACUCAGAGACGCUGUGUAUGGUUGGAAAGACUAUCGGCCAUACGGAGGAACUGAUGGAUGAGUGGUCAUGCUGCCAGGAUAACAAACGGGAAGAUGGGCAUACCCGACCAGUAACUCGUGCUAGUACCACCCCACCUGUUCAAACCCACUCAGCUAUCAGGCAGGGCACCAUAACUGGCACCAGUCCCCCUCAACAGCCUCACCAACCUAAUUAUGGACCCACUGUCAGCUUUACUCAGCCUCUAACCCUCACCAGUACACCACAGCCACUGAGGUUUCACACUGCUCCCACCAACACCAGCAUGGAACAAAGGGGCAUUGUGCCCACCAGCAACUUUGACCAGACAGACGGAGAGACCAUCUGCUCUCCUGACUGCUUCUUAGCCACAGCAAUCUCCUGCAAAGACACUGCACUCACCGUCUUCUCCUGUUUCACACCCAUCACAGCUGGCCGCAGCAUUGAGCCGUGGUUUAUGAGGAACAACCACCCAUUCUUCACUGAGCUGGACUGGAACAGUUUGCUGAGACAGAAGGCGGAAUUCAUCCCUCAUCUGGAGUCAGAGGAGGACACCAGCUACUUUGACACCCGUUCGGAUCGUUAUCACCACAUCAAUACAUACGACGAGGAUGACACCAAUGACGACGAGCCGGUGGAGAUCAGACAGUUUUCCUCCUGUUCUCCUCGCUUCAGCAAGGUUUACAGCAGCAUGGAGCAUCUGUCUCAGCUGGAGCAGAAAGCUACGACCUCGGUGCCCCGUCGGGAGCACAAGGGCCCACGGGAUGACAAGGUGACCAAGAGAGAGAGCCUGGGCAGCUUCAGCAUGAGGGACAAGGGCUGGAGGACUGGAUCACCUGAGAUGAAACGCCUGUCCUACUCAGAGUCCCUCUGCAUGGAGGGCGAUUCGAGCCCUCCCCUUGGUGCUCGGCGACGCUUCUCAGCACUGAUGGAUACACAUCGCUUUGCCUCACCCCUAGAGGGUGAGUCAGACUUCCUGUCACGUCAGGCCCCCAUCAAGGUCCGCGGAACCUCGCUGGACGGGACCAGUGUCCCAACACCGGGUCUCCUGGAACAGAAGGCCAGUCUGAAAGAGAUAAAUGGAGCAGACAAGCCCCCCAGGCCUGGAGAGACACCAGGCAUUAGCACGGCAGUCCCCACAUCAUCCUCAGGUCCUGUAGUAACCGGCCGUGAUGUGAUGACCCCUCUGUAUGACCCACUGGGGCCGCGGGCCACCAAUGACCUGGUGCUCCGCAGGGCACGCCACCAACAAAUGUCUGGUGAAGGAGAGAAACGCAACUCCAGAGGUGGCAACAAGGUCAUAAAGUCAGCCUCUGCAACGGCCCUGUCUGUCAUUAUACCGUCAGUGGAGCAGCAUGGUGGCUUCUCUCCGCUGGCCAGCCCCAUGUCUCCUCACUCUUUUUCAUCCAACCCUUCGUCUCGUGACUCGUCACCAAACAGAGACUUCUGCCCGGCAGUCAGCGUGCUGCGCCCCCCCAUCACUAUCCAUCGCUCUGGAAAGAAGUAUGGUUUCACCCUUAGGGCCAUCAGGGUCUACAUUGGAGACAGUGACAUCUACAGCGUGCAUCAUAUUGUUUGGCAUGUGGAAGAUGGCGGUCCUGCCCAGGAAGCUGGUCUUUGUGCUGGUGACCUCAUCACUCAUGUUAAUGGAGAGCCUGUCCAUGGUCUGGUUCACACUGAAGUGGUGGAGCUUAUCCUCAAGAGUGGUAACAAGGUGACAGUGACAACUACACCUUUCGAGAACACCUCCAUUAAAGUGGGACCUGCAAGGAAGGCCAGUUACAAGUGCAAGAUGGCUCGACGAAACAAAAGGACCAUGGCCAAAGACAGCCAGGACAGUAAGAAGCGUAGCUCCUUGUUCCGUAAGAUCACAAAACAGUCCAACCUGUUACACACCAGCCGCAGCCUGUCCUCUUUGAAUCGCUCUCUGUCCUCCAGUGAGAGUCUUCCUUGCUCCCCAACUCACAGUCUGUCUGCAAGGUCUCCCACUCAGGGCUACCGCUCCACCCCUGAGCCGUCAUACUUGGGUGCUUCCUCCCAGAACAGCUCUCCAGCCUCCAGCACUCCAAACUCCCCUGCUCCCUCACAGCACAUGAGGCCCAGCUCCCUGCAUGGCCUCUCACCUAAACUCCACCGACAGUACCGCUCUGCCCGUUGUAAAUCAGCUGGUAAUAUCCCUCUGUCCCCGCUUGCUCACACACCUUCCCCUACCCAGGCUUCUCCACCACCUUUACCAGGUCACACCAUAGGAAGCUCCAACACCACCCAGUCUUUCCCUGUCAAGCUCCACUCCUCGCCACCGGUGGUGCGUCCCAGACCCAAGAGUGCGGAGCCUCCUCGUUCACCGCUUCUCAAACGGGUACAGUCAGCAGAAAAGCUGGGCUCACCUUUGAGCCAACCCAGCUCUACAGGAGGACUGGGUGGUCCACUGAGGAAACACAGCCUGGAGGUGCAGCACUCUGAGUACCGCAAGGAUGCUUUCCUCUGUGAACUCGGGCUCCAGAGUCUGUUAGAGACAGAAGGGGAAAAUUUGCCUCCUCGUCCUCCGCCCCUGCCCUCAUCCUUGACGACACCAGAGACAGGUGUGCUGAAGCCUGUGAGGAGACUUGGGAGGCAGGAAUCCCCACUUAGCAGAGAAACACUGUUGGCAGGGAGGGAGAGGGAAGAGAGGGAGAGAGGAAGGGAGAGGGAGAGAGAGAGAGAGACAGAGACUGGGUCAAGUCGAGUUGUUGCAACAGCACCCCAGUCGUCAUUAACAAGAAAACCUCAUACAAGUGAGCUGCCCUUGAACUCUCAAAGCUCCAGACUUGGAGUCGAAACCACUACUAGCACCCCUACCAAAAUAAAAGCAGGUCUAAGUGCACAGAAAGCACCUGAAAAAAUCCAUCAGGGUCAGGUAGACUUUAGUCAAAAGCAAUUGGACCCAAAGGCUAGUAAAAGUCUAUCUUAUAGUAAAAAUCCCCAGGAGCAGCAGCUAGGAGCUACAAGUGGACCAAAGCAGGAUGGAAGCAACAAGAGUGUUCACACUAGGCCGGGUUUACUUGGUGCUGCCUUCACUAAGAGCUCUUCUUCCUCUCCAGAUAAAUCCAUGGGCAUCAACUUGACAAUGACAGCAGGUCCUCCGAGUAUAAACAAAACCUUUAAACCAAGUAUGGGGGACAGUCUGAGGAAGGCUGGAGCUGAGAGCAGUGACUCAAGGACUCCAGACCUUGGCUCUAAAAGCCCCAAGCUUCCAGCUCGGAUCCUCGCUCCUGUUGUUCCCUCACAUGGGCAGUCGCUCUCUCUGGGUAAGGUGAGGCAGGGACUAGGAGGAGUCAACUGCUACAGGGGAACCCUUGAUUGGGAUGACAAAUGUCGCCUGGAGGUGGUAGAAGAGCAUUCACCUUCCCCCUCUCCCUCACCUACUGCUGUCGCCCCCUCGCUCUGUGGCCCUUCCCUUUGUAAGUCGCGUCCUGCCUCCCCUGGCGACAAGACAAGCUUCGUCAGCCAGCUGACCACUGUGGCCAAAAAUGUCCUCGGGCCAAUCAAGCUUGGCUCCCUGGAGGGGGUCAAGUUCAAAGACCAGCAGACUAAGGCAGCAGAGGAAAAGCAAGGAGGAACUGCUGGGAAGUCCGACACUCCCACUGGAGGUCGAGUGGUUGCAGGAGCUGCAGUGGUCACCCAAAGCCCUGCUGGAUCCCCACUAGAAAAGGCUGCAACAGGCAACAGCCCACCGAAAAUGUGACCUCAUGGUCUCUCACACACAAAAAAAGAUGCCUUUUUUUUAACAAUGCGACAGAAGUGAAGCACUUAAAAACACUGUACAUUCCAAUUUUAGAUUAUAUAAAAUGUAAUUUAUUGAUUCUAAUCAUUGACUGAUUCCAGGAGUAAACCAGGAGUAAAAAACAUCUGUAAAUGUGCAUUAACUAUUGCUUUUCUAUAAUAAAUUAUUUAAUAAGACUCUUAAUGUAAUGUGGAACACUUUAUCCGAUGUACAUGUGUGUGGGUCUCAGUGAAUGCAUGUCGUAUGGUAUGUACUGUACAUGUUUCAUAGGUACAAGAGGUCAAAAAGUGCUUUACUGAUCAAAACAUGCUGAAUACUGUGAAUACCAAAUCCUGUCACUCUGUUUUGUCUGUCAACCAGCUCUUCUACUGCUUAUACAAGGCAAUGGAACAGGGUGGGGGAACUGAGGCACAGUCAAAUGAUGUUGUUAUCAAACGACACGAAUGACACGCAGCGUGAGUGGUUACGGCACGAAAGCAACAAGAUGAUUAAGCUAAUUUCUCCAUCAUCCAGCAGUUUGCUUUCUCUGAGUUGCACUCUGACAUUCUGUUAGCGGUUGUCACAUCAAGAAGCACUGUCUACUUCUCAGUCAGGGGAUUGUGUAGUGUGUGUGCACGCGCGUUGGUGUGUGUGUAUGUGAAGCGACAUUGGGUCUAUUCCUGGUGGUUCUCGGAGGCUGUAUCCUGCUGCACAAGAAAGCAGGCUUGACAGAGCCCAGGCUCAGCGCUUAUCUCUCUUGUGCAGGAGAGCUGCCACAGCUCUUUUCUCCCUCUGCUUCUGACUAUCAGGCCGACUGGCCACACAAACACAUACACAGGUGCACAAACGCAUCCACACAUCACCAGCCAAGAGGCAGCAACGUCAGCAGCUGAUUUUCAUGCAUUUAAAUCCAUUCCCUUGAGCUCUACAAACUGGGACGCGCGAAUGUGUUAGAGAGCGAGCGAGCUGAGAGGUGUGUGUGAACAUAUAUGUCUUUUCUGGGGAUAAUAUAACUCGGCACGGUUGACUCGCCAAGGGUCAUGACCAAAACUGUGUUGGACAUAAAUGGGAAGCAAUUAGGAUUCCAGUAACAGUCUCAGGAUUUUUAACAAAUCCUACUGGCAAAGGGAAGAUUUGUUGUCAUAACGCAUCACAUAAAAGGCUUUAGAAAAUAUUGUAAGCACAUAUACACUGAACCCAUACAAGAACAGGAGAAGCAGGCAGUCAUGGAUGUAGCAUACCGUAAUAUAUUUGUUAAAGGGCUCUAUAGCUGAGAUAGGGUUUGUGGAUGUGGUGUAUCACAAAGCACCCGUUAUUGUACAGACAAGGUCAUCUUCAGUAUAUUCAGAAUGACUGUUAGCUAGGUAAUCAAGUUGUUUUUUAUUAAUGUAUUGGUCAUUUCUUUUGGUAUAUGACAUAAUGAUAAUUGUGUUUGAAUCACUUUCAGCUGUAGCAGGGGUUAAACGGAUACAAAUCUUCACAGGAUAUUAAACUUCUCCUGUUGGACUCAUUCAUCUCUAUAUAGCUCAUGUCUCAGUAGCUAUCCACUGUACAUAAUCUUAUGCAACUCAUUUGCAGCUGUGUGGCAGGACUGCUGUCCCCGCACAGCUUUGAUGUGCUUUUUGAAUUUCACUCUCUUGUCUCUGAUUUCAUUGAAUUUAUUUGGAUUCUUCCUGGCUCUACCAACGUAAACUGAUCCAUCCAGCAAUGACACGCAUAAACAGGCUCAACUUGUUGGGUAUCCACUUUUUACUCUCAUCUGUUUUUGGACUGGGUCAUUUGUGCUCAGUUUAAGCUGGAAGCUCUUGCUCAGUGUUACUGGCAGCGAUGUCUUGGUUUUAUUCGUCUGAAAAAUGUUAAAAAUGAAUUGAAUAUGGCUAUAGGCAGUUUCGGCAUUUUUACAUCAAGUCAUUAAUGUGAACACCUUAGCUCAAUGUGUUUUUGAUGCAAUAUGAACAAACUUGAAUCCAUUUAUAUCCAUGAAUCUAAUUCUAUCUACUAUUGUUUCAUGAUGUACUACUAAUUUUACACAACACAAAGUCAAAUGUCCCAUGCAGUACAUAAAUUAGCCAGUGAGUUUUCUUUUAAUUUGGCGUGGUACUCUGCUGCCAUCCAGUGGAUUACAAUGUUCACUGUUCAUGAGUUUUUCCUGUAAUGAAGCCGUGACCAUAGGUUUACUGAAGAUCGGUUGUUAUUAGCCAUAUGAGGUUACUGAAUAUGCAUUAAUGUAUCAGAGUAUUUGCAGUAAUUAUCAGAAAACACUUGAAACAUGAAUUUGCUCAUUUUUGUUGUUGUGUUUUUCAUGUGCCUGUUAACUAUAUCUUCUGGAAUAGGGAUUUACAUUUUUCAAUAUGCUGUCUUAUAUAUUCUACUGAUAGGAAGGAGUUCUUUUAUAACUGGAUGUAACAAAUGUGUCAUCUGGUCAGCUCUGAUGACCUGAUGAACAAAACUUAACUGUAAUGUACUCUUAUACAGCUAUUACCCACUUUCAGGCCUUCUCCCAGUCAAUGGUGUCUAUACUAGUGUUUUAUGUUUGAUAAUUUAUUUAAUGUAUUUGACAGAGAGAGUUGUGUAAAUGCACUUUAUUCAAUUAAAAAAAACCUUAAUUUGCUGAUAUUGGUUGUAAGUUACUUUGAAUGAGUAAAUAUAUUGUAUAGAAAUAGAAAAUACUGAUGUUACAAAUGAACACAAACGUCCAAGUAUAAAAACAUUCCACGUUUCUCUGUUCACUGAAAAAGGUUUUUUUUUGUGUGUGUGUGAUAGAUGUGAUUCCAAUGCAGACACCUGAAGUGCAGUAUGUGGAAUAAAAUUCUGACAUUUGUUCCAAAA
This is a messenger RNA of Solea senegalensis (Senegalese sole), 6924 nucleotides long. Its product is annotated as microtubule-associated serine/threonine-protein kinase 1-like. NCBI's taxonomy places the organism in Eukaryota, Metazoa, Chordata, Actinopteri, Pleuronectiformes, Soleidae. Bases 1 to 4077 code for a protein of 1358 amino acids. Gene Ontology annotation, molecular function: protein serine/threonine kinase activity; protein-membrane adaptor activity; ATP binding. Gene Ontology annotation, cellular component: apical plasma membrane. The transcript has 14 exons. The record is from RefSeq and is a predicted model, not a curated record. Gene Ontology annotation, biological process: protein phosphorylation; protein localization to plasma membrane.